Messenger RNA from Poeciliopsis prolifica (blackstripe livebearer), 3178 nucleotides. It is a transcript of the gene mob2a, whose product is annotated as MOB kinase activator 2a. NCBI's taxonomy places the organism in Eukaryota, Metazoa, Chordata, Actinopteri, Cyprinodontiformes, Poeciliidae. Gene Ontology annotation, cellular component: cytoplasm; nucleus. The record is from RefSeq and is a predicted model, not a curated record. The transcript is spliced from 5 exons. Bases 730 to 1650 code for a protein of 306 amino acids. Gene Ontology annotation, biological process: signal transduction; positive regulation of protein phosphorylation. Gene Ontology annotation, molecular function: protein kinase activator activity.
CUUAAUUACAGCCUUAUAUUCUGUCUGCUUUAGUUGUUUUGCAGAGGGCCUGUUAUUGUUUAUGCAGAUUUUAACAUGACAAUAAUCCCGGCUGAUGCUUCCUAGAAUGUCCUGUUACAUUAACACGUUCAUUUUCUAGAAAGCACUCAGUCUACCUGCAGUUAGAUUAUAACCGCUUUCAUUUUAAUCACAAUUUUUGACCAGAUCGCCUGUGAAGUGUGUUUGCAUUUCAAAGCUGCAGUGCUGGACGGGAUUUAAAGGGCAGCAGUGAAUCCCUCAGCCCCUAUUCUGAGCCUCAGAUCUGUCUCACCGUGGAUAAGAAGCGUGUUGGGCCGGUGGCGCCUGCUUUGUGCUCAGCCUGGGGGAGGACACUGGGCGUGUGAAUAGCUCCUCAGGUGGGGGAAACAUGAGCUUUCCUCAGGAGCCUGGAGGGAGCAGAGGAAGCAGAGGAGAGGCGCAUCGAUGGUGGGUUUUCAUGAAGCAGCUGCUGACUCGCGACUUCACAUUUUUCCAUGUUUUCAGACGUUACUUCAUGUCUGCUGGAUGCCAGACAGAAGACGGGCUGGAGUUAAAGUUUCUUUUCUUUUUCUUUUUUUUUUAAAUACUUCGGGGGGUUGAAAACGCCGCGUCUUGCGUCGCUUUACGUGCAACAAUGCAACGCUCAGUGACCCAGCCCCGCGGAAACUGAACCGAGGGGAAACCGAAGAAAACAGGAGGAGGAGAGAGCGGAUGUCUGAGCAGCGAGGGAAAGAAAGAGAGAGAGAGAGAGAGAGGUCUGCAAAGAGCCACGGCGAGUGUUGUUCCGCGUUCGUCCACGGAAGGGUUUACCGCAAGCGUGGGUUCGUUUCUUUCCGAGCUGCGAGCAGCCGAAAGCCGGACACGCCGUCAAUUCUGGAUUUCUUUAUCCGCUUCCUGUCGUCCAGGAUGAGGUUUAAGAGGAACGGCUCGUACACGCUGAAUAGGAAGUCGAAGACAAAGCCAAAUGGAAAGAAGCCACCGGCAGAGGAGAAGAAGCAGUACGUGGAGCCAGAGUUCACCAAGAUCCGGGUGGUGGACUUCGACCUGAAGGAGCUGGUGGUGCUGCCCAGAGAGAUAGACCUCAACGAAUGGCUAGCGAGCAACACAACGACAUUCUUCAAUCUCAUCAACCUGCAGUACAGCACCAUUUCAGAGUUCUGCACCGGGGAGACCUGUCAGGCCAUGACAGCUUGUAGCACAAUAUACUACUGGUAUGACGAGAGGGGGAAGAAGACGAAGUGCACUGCUCCACAGUAUGUCGACUUCGUAAUGAGUCUUUGUCAGAAACUGGUCACAGAUGAGGAAAUCUUUCCUACAAAGUACGGCAAAGAGUUCCCCAACUCGUUUGAGUCGUUGGUGAAGAAGAUCUGCCGGUACCUGUUCCACGUGCUGGCUCACCUCUACUGGGCGCACUUUAAAGAGACGGUGGCUCUGGACCUGCACGGCCACUUGAACACUCUGUAUGCACAUUUCAUCGUUUUCGUAAGGGAAUUCAACCUGAUCGACCCUAAGGAGACCUGUAUCAUGGACGACUUGUCCGAAAUCCUCUGCAGUCCCGUUCCCGCCCCGGCCCCCUCCGUCCCCGCACCGGCCCCCUCCCCGUCUUCACAGAACCAUGUGACGGAGAGAUGAGCGGCGGCGGCGACGAGAUGGCGGCCCUGGGGAUUGAUGGAAGAUCUGAGAGGAGAGAAGGGAAAACAAACAGCCCAGUCCCCUUUCUCUGUGCAGGCAGGACUUAUGAAACCUUCCACUACCCUAAUAUUUCGCUCCACCACCGACCGACCAGUCGGGAGGAAAAGGCCUGGGAGGGUUUCAUGUGGGGGAUGUUGGGGUUGCAGGGAGGGGUUUGUCACGCCAGCGGGAAAUGGCGUGAGCGUUCCUCCCAGGGACAAAUCCCUCCCAUUUUCUCUGCAAUCUAAACUAGGAACAAAAGACAAAUGUGUAUAUUUUUUUUUUGUUUGUUUUUAUUUUCCUCUUUUAUUUUUGUUGAAAGUUUUACUCAGUUUUAUUUAGUUGUUGUUGGAGCGGGGUGCAGUGUUUCUAUCCAACUCCAUCUGUCCUCUACCUAGCAUACAGUACAGGAAGGGGGUGGGGGCCGGGGCUCUGCUUUGCUUCGACCUGCUAUGUGUACAGUGUAGAUGUGUGGAGAAGCGGCGCCUCUGCUCACCCGCAGGCUCGUCUCCCUCCCGCUCCGGCGAUGGGGGCGGGGGGAGUGGCGCUGUAAUGGCCAGGAGGCAGCCACGUUACUGCCUGAAGGGGCAAUGCUAGCCAAUCACUGUUUGGGUUCUUUAUCUGGAGCGAGCGUAGGGUGGGGGUAAUUAAGGCGCUUCCUACUCAGGAUCUGAGAGAAUCAAUUCACUGCUGCCAGAGAGGAGCCUCUCGAUUUCAUUCUGUCCCUUAUUUACUAGACUGCCUCAUAUGACAAAUGUUGAUCAUAUUUAACUGCACUGUACUCGCAUUAUCCCCCACAAACAUGUCCCGCAGCGUACCUGUAGGGGGCAGCAAACAUGCAGACAAAGGGGCAAAUCUAAAGAUUGUAAGCUAGAUGUUUAAUCUUCUCAUAGAGCGAAUACUUAGAGGCAGACUUGGACGCCCAUAUCGGGCGAUUCACAGCUGCGUGUUGGUGUCGAGCACGGCCGCACCACCCACUCUGGCAGCACAGGAGGACAAAGACAUGAGGUCAUGUCUGCAGGCUCAGAGGGGCGGGCGUGGAGGAGGGGUGGGAGUAACGGUGCAAAGCUGCUCUGCUGCGUAAACACUCACCUGUGCUUCCAGCUCAGAAAUGAAAACACAGCUUUUGUUUGUUGUUGUUUUUUUUUUUUGUUGUUUUUUUUGCCUCGCCCUUUAAAUUUACUUUUUUUUUUUAAAGAGGAAAAUAAAAGAUUAUCAGAGGAAAAUUAGUUUGGGUAUAGAACAUGCAAAGUCUGCUUGGACUUUACUGUACAAAGAAUCACAAGCGGGUUCUGUCAGAUAUAGCCUCUGUUUGGAGGAGGAUUGAAUUUAUAAUUCUCCAUUUCUAUUUAUUUUUAAAUUUCUCUCUUUUUUUGCAGGGUUCCUCAGUUCUGGCUCAUUUUUAUGUAUUUUAAUUAUUAACUAAGUUAAAAGCAAUUUAAUAUUUUAAGCUCUGCGGAUUAUAAUCUAAUAAAAGAGAGAAAUGCCA